AUGGAUAGGAAUAAGAAUGGAACGAAUCGCGCGUUUCCGUUUCUAGCUAAAUUAGAAGCAGUUUUGCAGAGAGAAAGAGAAUCGGAGGGUUUUUUCGGAUAUGAAACGAAGGAAGCAAGCCGAGAGAGGAUUACGUUAGCAGCCACUGGCAAUGAACCGCAAAACGACUCCAUUGAUUUCUUUGACAAGACGCAGGGGUUUCACCAAUUGUUCACACGACUUGAGGAGAAGACAGGCAAGUUUCAGCAAGAGGAGAAGAAGGAAAGAAAAAAUUUCAAUGCACGAAAGAAAAAACAAAUUAAAUCUUCAAACUUACUUGAUCGGGACAUUGCCUAA
Sphenostylis stenocarpa is the source of this 336-nucleotide messenger RNA. The record is from the annotation of a GenBank genome assembly. NCBI's taxonomy places the organism in Eukaryota, Viridiplantae, Streptophyta, Magnoliopsida, Fabales, Fabaceae.